AUGUUGGGGCGUUUGAAUGUGGCCAAACGGCUUGCGCGUCAGAAUUCACCGACUGGCAAUGACGAGCGCUACAUCGAAUGCUUUGUUGAAAUGCUCAAGACGCGGGACGCACAAAGUGAGCAAGUUCUUCCGACGGCUGGCCAGGUGGGGAAAGCAGGGCUCGUCUGUGCUGUCUUCCAGCGGUAAGUGCUGCAUCUUUCUCUCGUUAUCGCUCUUCUAAAUGCACGUUGGACGGGAAUUCGAGCGUGGUUAAGAUACCGACUUAUGUUGGAUAGAUAGUAUGCUCCAGUCUCUCCGACUGAGCAAUAUAGUAAAAUUGAUGCUAGAUGGAAACUGGUCCAGUAGACACUUGUAGUGUUUGCUCGGUUGCCUAGCUGGAAAUAAUGUUAAGGUUCGCAUACAAUAUGGACGCUGUCAUACACCAACAAUGUUUCUGCCUAUUCGAUCAGCCACAUGAUCCCAGCCAUAUACGUCAGGUAGAAAGUAGCGACUGCGUUGAUUCCACAGAGUCGUUAGGACGACAUGCAUUCAUGCUGAUGUCCGAAUAUUGUCAGUCAAUUUUCACGUUUUUGGGAGUCAUCGAUAUCACUUCUUGCCAAUUCUGGUUAAGGUGACCUAAUGUGAAGCGAUUUGAGUUGCAAUAUGACACGCCUUCAGGCUUUUCCUUUCGUUCUUUCCAGCCUGCCAGCAGUCGGACACGCCGGGGUCCGUAUUCGGUGGCCGGGUCUCACAGCAGGACCAGUCGCCUGAUUUCCCCGUAAGUCCUCAGGACGAAUGAUUAUGAUGAUGACGUUGGCAAGUUAGGGCAUGGUCCGCUUAAUCCUGCCACUAAAUGUCUUCCUGUUUCAUCGUCCAGGGUGUCCCACACUUGCUAGUGGAGAUGGUGAAGGCUUUGCGUGUACGCGGCCUUAACAUGGAGGGCGUAUAUCGAGUGCCAGGUCGCGCAUCCAGGAUACAAGCAAUUAUUCAGCUGGCUAAUUCCGUAAGUCAUCUACCUCAUUAAUCCUAUACGUGCAGUGAGACAUUAUGUCACAUGCAGCAUUACGCUGACUUACGCUUAGGUGUGUGCUAAUAUGCAGAUUCGCACAUGUUUGCUAUUUCAGAAUGUGAGUGAGCUUUGUGACCGUCUGGUGUGCGACGAGGAGGCUUUUGAUGGUCGGACAAUUUCGUCAGCCAUCAAGCGUUACUUGGGCACCCUGCCUGUCAGUCUUCUGAAUGCCCACAUGUUUGCCUCGUUUGUGGCGUCAAGGACGAACGAGACGGGGACGAAGAGAUGUGGCCGGUCUCUGCGGACACCGGCAGGCCUAGCACGCGCCUUAUGGCAAGUGCGAACAGGCCUCGUGAAGGCUUUCGGCUGCCCCGGCAAUGCGACGGCCGAGGACCGGGAGAGAGGGUGGCGUAUGGCCACGCUUGAUUACAUGAUGCGCCACCUUCGGGAGGUUGUGGCCCUUCAGGCCAUCAACCGCAUGUCCCCUAGAGCGCUGGCGUUGUGUCUCGCACCCUCUCUCUUCGGCUCCACAGAUGAUGCCGAGACCAACAGCCAGGUAUGCAUUAGACCACAGCUGCCCUCUUUCACGUCUCCCCAUGCAAUCACCUCUUCCUUUAGUGGUCAUUACCUCAUGCUUAUGCUAUUUCAUGUCUGUCACCACCACCAUCAACAGGUGCUGGAGCUGCUAAUUGAGCGCUGGCCCUGGCUGUCGUUGAGGCUGCACCGGGACAGCCAGCCGGUGUCCGCAGAGGGUCUCACCGAACCGGUAGCCGACGCCUGUCUCUACGCCUGUUGGUAAGUCUCUCACUGCCCAUCUCCCUCCUUGCCAUUAUUUCCAUUUCAUAUAUUCUGACAUUCUCUGCUUCAAGUAGGCUUGUCAAUCACCAAAAUUGCGUACAAAUUUGCACUUCAGUUGAUCUUCUUCUUACUGUCAUGCUUGAAUGAAUGACGCUAUUUUCCUGCUGAUCUGCAAUCUGGCCUUCCUCACAGCAUAGACUUUCUGUAUUGCAAUUCAUAACAUAGGCUGCACUUAUUGAAUAUGAACCAUUUGUAAUCUUACAUAUACUCAGCUCUGACUCUCUGUAUUUUGGCAUUCUUUUUUGCCAGUAGACUUGUUCAUUGUCUUUCUGUGCAUUCAUUUACGGUCCAAUUUAUGCAGACAUUUUAGCCAUGCUUUAGUUCUUCAGGAUUUUGCCGAUUGCCACCUAGUUGUUACCCUGAGGACUGCAAUGCGGCCUCUAACACAGCACAGAUAUCUUGCAUUCCAGUCCAAGACAUUGGCUGCACCAAUUAAACUAGAGUGCUGCUCAGUCUAAGGGGUACUCAGCCAUGGUUCACUGAAUCCUCUCUCUCCUUUCUAGAUACCAGCGGCACUGCUUCCUACGGUCCCUGUGCCUACCACCGACCCUCCCACUGUCGUCGCCGCCGCCGCCGCCGCAUUCAGUGGACGGAGUCUUUGCUAGCGAAUGUACAUAGCCUUCGUUCAAAUUCGUCCCCCCCCCCCGCCGCCCCCUCCCCACCCAUAAUUAUUUGUACAGUGGAACGCAUGAUUAUCCUGCCUCCUUGUUUUUGCACUUUUGCCUUACAUUUUUCUUCGUUCUAAUGUUUAUUCUAUUUUACACAAUAUACCUUGUUUCUUUGACGUGCACUCCGUCUCUUUUUCGCGUCUGGAUUAACUGGGCAAGACCGUAUGUUGGUCAUAGUCUGCGGACAGGAAGUUGAGGUCAACAGCAGGUGUGUCUGCAUGGGGAGAAGUCUAGCAGGUGUGGUUUGCGUGAUACAGAUAGGGAGGAGUAUGCGGGUCAGCCAGAGAGCAGACAUGUUGAUUGGUUGGUUGGUGCUGUCACUUCGGGUCGUAGGGAUUGGUGGAGGCAAAUGAGAAGGUAGAUAUCCCACGGGCGGUGGGGGGAUAUUGCGUGGGGUGUCAGUGGGCAAACUGCGAUCGGCGCAGCGACGGGGGGGAGGGGGUGGGGGCAGGGAAGAGGCAGGUGCAACGCACCCAGACAAUUGGUGGGAGGCGUCAGACGGUGGUUUUUGCCUGAACCAGUUUCUAGUGAAAGAGGACUUGAGAACAGUAAAAUGACUGACAAUGCUAAAUAUCUCAACUACGCGUGCUACGCACAGACACACGUGGUGUGUUGAGGAUGUGCCAGAUCAACAGGGAAACUAGAGAGGGGUGCCUCAAAUCCCAACAGAGUGGGAUUGCUUCAUUAAGAAGAAGGGGUUGCAGCCUCUCUCUCUCCAGAUCGGAUUACCGACUAAUCCCAUCACUUGUCACUCUUCCAAGCAGCGGUAUUCUGGUUACUUCAAAUGUUUCAAAGCAUUUCGAUUGGUUUAAAGUCUGUAAUAUUCAGUGAGUUUAAUGAUGUCGGAAUCCCCACACUGGAAUUCACUCUACAUUCCUUCUUCCAGGAAUCAGUCCAAGCUCCCAUCCGAUCAGUCAUUUUAUGCGGAGAUGGGCAGAUAUGCUGAAUAGCGCUGAGACAGCCAGUUUCCCUGUGUCACACACGACGAAACCCACCACCACCACCACCAUACAACACUAGGUGUUCAUGCAAAGGAACAGGGCUUCUGGGCCUUCACAUGCGUGGCAGUGCCUAAGAAGCCACAUGGAAAUGCGACAAAUAUGAGCCCUCCAAAUGAUGUGAGAGACGCCAAUGUCAUGUCUGUGUUGUACGAUGAUGGACGCGUUUGGUUGCGGUGUAUUUGUUGUUGGAUGACGUAUGGUUGGUGGUUGAUUGUACUUGUAGUGGCAUUGUGGCUCAUAAGCGGACAAGGUCUUUGAUUGAAAAUGGUUUAUUUUGGGACGAAAUUGGUGGGGAUGGGGGGUGGCGAACCACAAAGUGCUCAAUCGGAGAAAAUAAUGUACAAACAGGUAGUUCGGAAAAUCCGACCGCACACGAUACGAUGAAGAAUUAGAAUUGUCCGUUGUGCAAUCAGACAUCGUCUUCCAUUGCCUUUGCCGGGAUUGGUUCCACCGUUACUACAACAAGUAACUAAGGUAGGCGAAUGAGUAAUAAUGAACUUGCAUCAUACUGCCCCUUCCUGUAGGACCGAUGUUCACUCGGUUAUAGGUGUACAUAUGUUAAUUCUAUCGGAAUGCUGAAACCACCUUCAGCGGGGACUUCCACAGUGGGGAAAAUCCGCGAGGGUUUAAACCCAGUCAACGAAGCAGGAUUGGCAACUCUGGGAAAAGGGAUCGGAUGGGAGUUAUCAACUGGUGGGGAAGGAAGGGGAUAACUCGACAGCUCCGCGGAUGAGAACGCAGGUAAAUCCGUAGAGGUAGGACAAUCAGAGAUGUCAUCCAAAGGAUACGGUUUAAGCCUGUCAAAGCAUGCCGCAAAUUUGGGACCGUCGGGAUCUUCAGAGGCUCGUAGGAUACAGAAAGAAUGAGAAGAAUAUUCUAAGACAACGAAAUGUUUUGAAAAUUUGUCAGGUGACCCAGGUUGCAACCCCUACCCCUGAUACCCGAAUACUUUGUCGUCAGUUUGGUGAGGUCCACCAUGCGAUGCGUACGGCGAUCAUAGCACUGCUUUUGUCGUUGAUGGGCCGCGGAGUGGCAAGUGCGGGCAAGUUCAUCUGACCAGUAGAGACUACCUCCGAGAUUCCGUACGAAUGUACUCGGAUGAGAUUGCGAUGAAACCGGAAGGGGACAGGAAGUGUCCAGUUGAAGGCGGAACUCAGGGCCGCCGUAUAUCAUCGCAAGCGGUGUAUGGGUCGUUAACCCGUGCGUGGCAGAUGGAUAGGCAAGAAUGCACUGAGGCAGAAGAGCAGCAUCCGUGGAGGAGGCUGGACAACUAAUUAGAAAAGUUUGAAUUAACACCUCGAGUGUCCUAUUUGUUCGCCGAACUCGCCCCCCUCCCCCAUUUCCUUGAGAACGCCAACGGGUGGAGAGAGAUUUACAAAUAUGGAGGUGUUUACAAGCGCGACUCGAAUUGAGCACCACGGUCUGAAUGGAGUUGCUCGGACACAAAAUGUCCAAAUAUGACCUUGGCUACCGUAAUGGUGUCGGCCUCUGUGAGAGGCAAUGCCUCGUACCUCUUGGUGAAAAGUUCUACUUAGACAUAUAUAUGCCGGUUUCCGGGCUGUGAAUGGGGCACGGGACCCAUUAAGUCGACACCGACAGUUUCGUUCCUGUGGCCUGCCUGAAUUGGCUGCAUUGGUGUGCUGUGUUCUGCGUUGGGAAUUUUGACAUCCACACAUAUGGCACAGGUGUUGCAAAUGUCCUGGAUGACCAGACGUUGCUUUGGCCAGCAAAAGCGCUGUCGCGUGGCUGUGUCUGUGUGAGACUGGCCAGCAUGACUCAGAUCACUAUAGAGACAAGAGAGUGUGAGAUGGAUCACAUCGUGAGGUUAGACCAGACGAGAUGAAUCGGCAGGAGAAUAGUGAAGGAAUAGCACGUCGUCGCAAAAACGAAAGCUGUUUCACGCCGACCAAUGGCACCGAGUUUCCCAGGCGGUUUCAAUGCCCUGCGACGAAUGUGAUCAUAGAUAAUCGGUACGUACAGGAGUCUGCGGCUUGAGUUGACGACCAUCGCAAGUGAUCAGGAGCAUCAAUCGUAAUGGCAGUCACCGAGACAUACAUAUGUCGCUGCGGUGGCGUCUGUGCCUGGCAGGACAAAGCGUCCGCCUCCUGAUGUUCCUAAGCGACACGAUGGACGACAGUGUUUGAAUGCUCAAGAGGAUAUGUCUGCCAGUGAGCGAGCGAGUUUACUAGCCGGAUCCCUUAACCACCGCAGCGCCUGUUUAUCGGUGAGGUGUUGCGCCUGGAAUCGGUUCCGGCAGUACCAGUCACCCUAACUUUGGUUUCCCUAAUGCUGUCUUGUCAACGGGUUAGGGUGGAGAGAAGGAGAGUGUGCGGUAGAUGAUACUUAAGUCUGCAUUGACUAUAAGCGAAUUCGCGCAGUAGUCACCAUGCCCGCACUCCCAAUGUUGUGGAUCAAACAGUGCAUAUUGUCGGUGGCGUCGGUCGAGCAUUCGGUUGUUGUAAUUAUGUUGGCGUUAUGUAGCACUAGCGGUGGCAUUGUUGUUGUUGGUGGUGGUGGUGGUGGUGGUGGUGGUGGUGGUGGUGGUGGUGGUGGUGGGGUUUUUAUUUUUGCGGAAGCAUGUGGUCGUGGUAGUACCUAUGUACGAAUUAUGGUAAACAGUAUUUCCAAUAUGCACUACCAUUUGCCUGGCGGUAUUCACUUUCGUGGGGUUUGACAUUGGCCUGACGAUAAAUUCGUCUGCACAUCGGGUAAUGCCGGUCCCAUUCCCAUCCCUCAUCCUCUCUGCCCUUCUUCCUCUCUUCCUUACACCCACACUCAAUCAAUCUCGCGCACACGUUAAAGCGCACUCAGCUGGGCAGUUGCUCGCAUGGAACUCCAGCAUCAGCACAGUCGUGACGAGUCUCCGUCUGGUACGCCGCUGGUCAGCCGGUCGAUUGGAACUUAGCGUCUGCAUCGUCAAGACGAGGCUCCGUCUGGAGCACCGUAGGAGGCCGCGAGCUUACGGCGAUGUCGUAAGCUUUUGGCAAAAUCGAGUCGUUCUUCUAUUACAACAAAAUUCGUGGCCCAAAGCGCAGUCCGGGCGUGCCGGCACAUAAGGGCAGCACUAUUUAAGGGAGACACUGCUCCCAAAAAGCGAAGGGUCUAGAAAUGGUGCCUUUAAGAUUGUUGGCGAAGCAGGACGACAUCAAUAAUACCCCCUCUCGUCUUCCUCCUCCUCCUCCUCCUACGUAUUCUUUCAUUUUUUCUCCUUGUUCUUCUUCUUCUUCUUCCUAUUCUUCUUCUUCCUCUUCUUCUUCUUCAACAUCCCGCUGAUCUACUCGCCACAGUGACAGAGUGAGUCCACUCCAUCUGCAGCCUGGUUUUAAACAAUCCGAGGAGCACCGACCGGAACAGGGAACGGCGCUAGUGGAUCGCAAGCUGGCGCUCUACAAGGUCGACAUCACCGCACUCAGCGAGACCUGGUUCUCCGAUGAAGGCCAACUGGAGUAUGUGGGUGCCGGCUACACCUGCUUCUGGAGCAUUCGUCCAAAAGCAGAACGAUGAGACGUGGGUGUCGUCCUCGUCAUCCGGAGCGACAUCAUGGUACAACUGCCCUGUCUACCGCAGGGUAUCAACGAUCGCUUGAUGGGCCUCCGCCUGCCUCUGAGGGAUGGGGGGCAAGUUCGCCAACAUCGCCAGCGUCUACGUUUCUGCCGAUGACCAACCCUGACGCAGCACCAAGAAACAAAUUCCACGAGGACAACGAUGAAGUCGCCAUCAGCAACCUGCUCGCCGAGAAAAACCACCUACACAAAGCCUACGUCGACCACCCCACCGACGACAACAGAGCUGCCAUCUGCGCAGUCGCCGCCUCCUACAACAGCAAAUGCGCGAGAUGCGGGAUGCCUGGACGGCUUGAAAGGCUAAGCAGAUCUUCUGUUACGCGGAACACAACGAAUGGAAGAACGUAUUCUCUACGAUUACAACUGUCUACGGUCCGUCGACCGAAGGCACUUCUCUCCUCAGCGCCCAUGGCAGUACCCUCCUGACUGAGAAGACACAAUUUCUACAGCUGUGGGCCGAACACUUCCGUGCCGUCCUCAGUCGUCUCUCCACCAUUUUCGACGCCGCCGGCUACGCUACAAUCAGCGAGGCAUCUCCUGGCCGAAAAUCGCUGGCAAGAUCUUCGCUCGCAUCAUCCACAAACGUCUAAAUAAUCAUCUGGAACAGGGCCUUCUAUCGGAUAGCCAGCGUGGCUUCUGUCGUCAUCGCGUGACCACGGAUGUGAUCUUCGCCGCUCGUCAACUCCAAGAGGAGUGUCAGGAGAUGCGGACCCACCUGCACUCUACCUUCAUGUACCUGACGAAAGACUUCGACAAGGUGAAACGUGAAGGACUUCUGACGAUUAUGUAG
This is a messenger RNA of Spirometra erinaceieuropaei, 7868 nucleotides long. Lineage: Eukaryota; Metazoa; Platyhelminthes; Cestoda; Diphyllobothriidea; Diphyllobothriidae. The record is from the annotation of a GenBank genome assembly.